AUGAAGAAGACUUUAGGACCAGUCGUAAUGAUCGAUACCAACCCAGCUCGAUUCACACAUAACAAUCUCCCUUCUUCGACGGACCCAAACACGAACGGCAACGCCACGAAAGAGCCCAAAGGUAGAUUUUGGACUUCGGAGGAUGAUAAAAACAACCAAGCUACAUAUUUGUUUUUCCCUAUCUUCGCUGCGUUCUUAUUGAUUUUACUUUCUUCGUUGUCCACUCCUAUCAUCGAUGGGUUGAGUAUUGCGAAUGUAAAAGUGGAUGGUGGUGGAUCGAUCAAGGUCGGUACGUGGGGUUGGUGUAUCAGUGAAUUUGAUGGUAUCGAAAAUCAAUGUUCUGCCAAUAAAGGAUUUAACCUAGAUUUAUGGGCUACUUUAAAUACUUUACCGGACCCUCUCAAAUCGUUAAAAAGUAUAAGUAAGAAUGUCAAUGUAGAUUAUUUAAUUGGGAGUGGGGUAAUGCAUAUCUUAGCAACCUUAUCAGUCUGGUUGACACUUUGUUGGACCCUCGCUUCGUCCGGCUCAUGGAAGAACAAAGAGAGACAUGCUUAUAAUUGGACCAAAUGGGCUUUCAACGGUGCGGGAUUCAGUACUAUCUUUGUUCUGAUAGCUUGGUCAUUGGAUAUUGAAAUGUUGACUCGAAUGCAAUCGGUUUCAAGCGACGUUCUAGUUGAUGGUAAAUAUAAUAAUUCAUUAUCGGUCAAACCAGGCCCUGCGAUAUUCAUGAACCUUUUCUCAUUCCUUCUCUGUCUAUCAGCCUACCUCGUUAGGAUGGUUUGGGGUAGAUUUAAGCCUAGACCUAGUUGGACUAUCAAGGGUCACUCUGAUUUCCACGAUCCACCCAACUCAGCUGCGUUACCUCCCAACGAAGAUACCCCACCUACUUGGGAAUCAUUGAACAUCUCCAAUGAUCAACUAUAUAUUAAUGAUAAACCACCUAUUCCCGAAAAUUCAGUUGAUCAACGUGGAUUUAUCGUUUAA
Molecule: messenger RNA, 984 nt
Organism: Kwoniella botswanensis
Lineage: Eukaryota; Fungi; Basidiomycota; Tremellomycetes; Tremellales; Cryptococcaceae
Exons: 7
Coding region: 1-984 (327 amino acids)
Source: RefSeq, a predicted model, not a curated record